This is a messenger RNA of Lotus japonicus, 2183 nucleotides long. RefSeq lists its product as uncharacterized. Lineage: Eukaryota; Viridiplantae; Streptophyta; Magnoliopsida; Fabales; Fabaceae. The transcript is spliced from 7 exons. The record is from RefSeq and is a predicted model, not a curated record. Bases 19 to 1794 code for a protein of 591 amino acids.
CUAUUUUUUUGUAGGAAAAUGAAAAGAAGAAGUGAUUAUGAUCUCCAAGCUAAGACUAGUGCUGAAUUGCUUCAGCUGUACAAAGUGAAAUUGGAAGGUGCUAACAAUUUGAAGAAAAUGAAGGGGUCUAGUCAAAUACAACAGCAAAAGAAAAACCAGAGCCAGCAAAGCGAAGAUCAAAGGAAGAACCAUGUGAGUUUUAGAAAAUCAGUUCAAGUAGAAGAAUCUUCCUCUAUGCAACAAAAAAUACAGCAGCAGAGGCAGCAACCGGUGAACUCUUCGAAAUCUAACCAAGAGGAUCAUUCUGAUGAACAAGGCUCCAAAAAAAAACAUAUGAUGCAACCAUUGAGCACUAGAAUAGCACUACAAGCAACUAGAUCUACUCAAAUUCAAGGCAUAAGAGAAGAUCAAAGGAAGAACCAUGUGAGAUUUAGUAAAUCAGUUCAAGUAGAAGAAUCCUCCUAUAUGCAACAAAAAAUACAGCAGCAGAGGCAGCAACCGGUGAACUCUACGAAAUCUAACCAAGAGGAUCAUUAUGAUGAACAAGGCUCCAAGAAAAAAAAGGUUGCUCCAAAGUGUGCUUCAAUGCCACUUAAUGAGUAUAUUAAUAAGAAUAUCCAUGAACUUGAAAUAGAGCACUCAGAAGAUGAACAAAGUGAAGAUAACGACAUUAAUGAAGAAGUUGAAGGGGAAAGUAAUGAUUGUACAAGUGAAGGGACAGCAUCUGCAUCAAAAAGAAAACGAGGAAAGACAAAAUGCAAAAAUGUUCAUGCACGCUCGGUUGAUGAUAGAGAGGAAAUCAUCUUGAAUGUGGAAGGAGAACCUGUUGGACCAAAUCAAAAGAUAGUUUCUGAACUUAGCAGUUUCUUGGGAACAAUAGCAAGAAGUGCAUAUUUGUGUCCUCUCACUUACACUAACUGGAAGGCUAUACCAGAUAAAUCUCACAUAUGGCAGUUUGUCAAUAGUAAAUACGACAUUCCAGAGAAGGGGAAGAAUGUUGUGUUUGCUAUAAUACGUGAUGCUUGGAGGCGCCAGAAAUGCUCCAUUAAGAAAAACCACUUUAGCAAGUAUAAGAACAUGCGUGACCGGCUGAAAAAUCGUCCUGAAGACGUACCAGAGGCACACUUUAGAGAGUUGAUAGAUUAUUGGAGGCUUGAAGCAAUUAAAGAAAUCAGUGCCAAAAAUGCUAGAAAUAUAGCACAGCAGAAUUGGAGACACCGAGUGGGGCCUAUAAGCUUUGCUUGUAUAAGGGAGAGAUUGCGUGCAAGCAAAGAGGAUGGAGAGAGCCCUACUCAAGCUGAUAUUUUCAUUGAAACUCGUAAAAGCAAGAAAGGAAAAAAGGUGGAUGAAGAAACAAAUAAUGUGAUUACAAAACUUCAUGACUUGGUUGAAAAUUGUGGUCAAUCUUCUUCUGAAGCUUUUAAGCAAGUGUUUGGCGACGAAAGACCGGGGAGAGUGCGAUGCUACGGGAGAACUAGGACACCAAGUGUCUUCAAAAGGAAUAAUGAAAUAGCUGAAAUUGAGAAAAAACAUGCGAAGGAAGUUCAACGUUUAACUGAUAAGGUGCAUGACAUGGAGGCAAAGCAUGAGGACAUGGAGCGAAAAUUUCAAAUUCUUCUACGGACCAUGCUGAACCAUACUGACAACGCAGUUGAUUUGGAUGCUUUAGCUGCCUUGUUACUCCCCAGUGAUGACAAUGGCCCUCUACAUUCAUCUACAUCUGUACAUGCUCCAAAUAAUCAAGAGCAAAAUGAUGGUGGCAUGAUGGCGGAAGAAGAUGAUGCUACACUUUGAUGGUGGAAUUUGGAUCCUGUAGUUUGGAUCUUUAGUUUGGAUCUUUAGCUUAUUAGUUUGGAUUAUUAAAUUUGUUGGAUUAAAUGGAUUAAAUUUUCCACUCCUUGUUGGAUUACGUGGAUUCAGAUGGUUAUGGAGGAUUGCAAGAUUCUAUCUUAUAAUUUCUACACAAGUCAGUUGCUGCAGGUUAAAAGGAAUUGCAACAAAGCUGCUGAUUUUAUGUCAAAAUAUGCUCUUUCUUUUGUUAAUCAUGUAUGGUUCUCAAUAUGGGUCCAUGCGGUCUAGGACAAAUUCUGUUAGUUGACUGUGGGGUUCCCUCUCAAUUUCCAUUUCAAUGAAUGAAAUACUAUUUUAAUUAGCAAGUAUAUAAUUGUAUUCAAUUUGAUGAC